AUGUUUUCUGCGUCAAAAAUCACUUUGCGAUUUGUUUUCAUAAUUUUGAGACUUCAGAUUAUAUUAUUUAUCUUCAAGACUUAUUAAACAUUACAAAAAUGCUUGAAAAUAGCACAUAUUCUGUUAAAUGGCCGAAAGUUAUUGGCAACACAAAGAGGUAUCGAGCAUCGUUCGGGCUAAAGUCGUUCAUGGAAGGGGAACAUUUGAUUGUUUUUAAGGGCAAGGCGUUUAGUCAUGAAGAUUAUAUUCCGAGGCCUGUUGUUGUGAAGAGUAUGAGGUACUUCUGUGGAAAUAAAGAUGACUUUGAGAUGUAUAAACUUUGCAACGAACAAACCCGAAUAUUGGCCAUUCACUUCAACAAACUAUCCGCAACUUUUUCAAGCAAAAAGAUGCAAUCUACAUUUAAGUUACGGUUUGUUGUUGCUGCUGUUACGCAAAUCGACACAAGAUCUACCUUAGCCUUGGGCAAGAAAUUUAAGAAAGAUGAAUAUGUCGCCUUUGAGGAAAAGCUUGAAGGAAAGUUUACAACUUUUAUUGACAAGCGGGGAGAGACGUUGGAUAGAAAUAAAUGUUGUUUGAUUUUGGAGGCAUUCAGCCAUUUUUCUUUUGUCGUUUCUGGAGAAAACUUUGUUAUUUGUGGUCUCAAAGGCGUUUAUAGAGAGGACAAAUCAGACUUCAUCCUAACCAACCCGACAAUACAUUCGAGAGAAGGUAAAUUUGGUCAGAAAGACAAGCGAGACCCGGGAAUAAGAGAUGUUACAAAGAACCAUACUUGCAAUAAGUUUUGCCAAAUGUUUAUGAAGAAACCAUCAACAUUUGACAAUGGCACAAGCGAGAUAUGAAUGAAUCAAAUACAGCUCAACUCUGUACAAGAAGAGGGUUUAUCUAGAUAUUGAAUGCAGCAACACCGGAAAACAAGCAUCAUACAUCAGAGAAGAACAUGGAUACACUGUUGAAAACGUUGAUAAAUGCUUAAAAAGCCAUACUGACAUACAAACAGGGACAGUCUGUAAAAUAGGCAUUCGUAAAUGACGAAUCACCUUUGUAAGAUCAGUAGGUUGGAGAAGCUGGCAUUAAAGUUCACAUAUUGUUUUGAGAGGCCGAUGUCUGAAUCGACAGUGGUGUUAAGUUUUGUAUUUUAAGUGAAGCUAGUUGGGAGAUGUGAUAUAGUCGUGGCUGUGAGAAAAAAUAAACGAAUGGACAUAUGGAUUGACAAAUGGAAUAUUUAAUUGAAAGAGGAGUUUCAAAAGAAAAACACGGUUUAAAUAAAAAAGAUAUGUACCUAUCAAUUUUGAAAUGAAAUACAAAAAAAUUACAUUUCACAUU
Messenger RNA from Ruditapes philippinarum (Manila clam), 1326 nucleotides. RefSeq lists its product as uncharacterized. Gene Ontology annotation, biological process: protein phosphorylation. Lineage: Eukaryota; Metazoa; Mollusca; Bivalvia; Venerida; Veneridae. Bases 99 to 842 code for a protein of 247 amino acids. The transcript is spliced from 3 exons. Gene Ontology annotation, molecular function: ATP binding; protein serine/threonine kinase activity. The record is from RefSeq and is a predicted model, not a curated record.